This is a messenger RNA of Hirsutella rhossiliensis, 627 nucleotides long. Its product is annotated as very large low complexity protein. Bases 1 to 627 code for a protein of 208 amino acids. NCBI's taxonomy places the organism in Eukaryota, Fungi, Ascomycota, Sordariomycetes, Hypocreales, Ophiocordycipitaceae. The record is from RefSeq and is a predicted model, not a curated record. The transcript has 4 exons.
AUGAAGGAACUGGGCCAGAUCUUGACAAGAUUCACAAACUCCCCGAAGCCACUGUGGCAGCAGUACGGCAAGGACUUGAUCCAAAGCCACAACGCGUUGCGCGAGCUUGGAGGGCAUAACAACUGGGACCCGAUCCAGUUCCCUGACUGGCUGCUUCUGGAGAUUGAAAGCAACAUUCUCAUUCGUCGUGAGCAGAUCGAAGUCGCGAAGGCAAUCAUUUCCCCGCCUUCGUCUUCGAAUUCCGUACUGCAACUCAACAUGGGCAGAGGGAAAACCUCCUGUAUUGUGCCCAUGGUCGUGGCCGUCCUUGCAGAUUCAAAACAGCUUUGCCGACUCAUCGUGCCAAAAGCCCUGCUGCGCCAGACUGCCCAAACUUUGCAGUCCAAGAUCGGAGGCUUGCUAGGACGUGAGAUGAAGCACAUUCCAUUUUCUCGACGCACUCCUUCGGGAUUGGGUAUGCAGAAACUCUACGUCGAGCUUCAUCGCGACACCCUUGGCCGCUCCGGAGUCAUUCUCGCCAUCCCGGAGCACAUACUAUCAUACAAGCUGAGCGGAUUCCAGAAGCUUGCUGACUCGAAGCUAGAGGAAGCUCGAGAGAUGAUGGGCACCCUGAUCGUUGGAAGGUAG